Molecule: messenger RNA, 1002 nt
Organism: Alternaria atra
Lineage: Eukaryota; Fungi; Ascomycota; Dothideomycetes; Pleosporales; Pleosporaceae
Exons: 2
Coding region: 1-1002 (333 amino acids)
Source: RefSeq, a predicted model, not a curated record
AUGCACAAUGUCAUCGAUGCGCAAAUGCUAGGGACGUGGUCGCCGAACCAUGGGCCAUUUGAGAGAAGGCAGAAUGGCAACAAUAAUCGUAAUGGACAAAACAAUGGUCCCGACACCAGCGCGUUCACUAUCGUGAAUGGACGAAUUUUUACACCGGGCUUAGGGAUAAUACUAGCACCCCAGCCCUUUACGCCCAUGGGCGGCGACUUCCUUCACAUCGCGCUCGAUAUCUCAGGCGAUGGUAAACUCCCCGUACCGCCACGCAACAUUGCCGAUCCGCUCACACAAGUCUUCAACUUUACGCUCUUCCUCACAUCUACAAUUACGCAGAAGAACUUCACGAUAUCGAACCUAACGACCUCCACACCACCAUUCGCAGACAUACUAGAUCAAGAAAGCGGCCAAACAGUCAAGCACAUUAACUUCGAAUGGCCGGAGUGUUUAGUCGGAGAUAACAACGAAGAUGAGGGUUCAACUGCGAGGGGAGACUACAACAUCAGUAUACACCAGAACUACCGACUGAAUGGCGUGGAACGGUACACCAUCUUCAACCUUCCCAUUAGUGUUACAAACAGCAUUCAGCGCUUUCCCGGUGCUUCGCAACUUACCACGAAACCUGCUCCCGGUCCGCUCAGCGCAAACGGAGGACGAAUGCCCUGCGCAAUGAUCGAAAACCCGUUGGAGGACUUCCAGACACAGGUCAACAGUGUUAAUAAUCCACCGGGGCAACCCAUACAGGACAUUCCGCUCGAGACGAGCGCAAGGAGUGAUGGCGGUCAAGUUGGAGGAAAUGGAGCGGACGAAGGAUCGAGUGGGAGCGGGAAUGUGGGUGGGAAUGGAAAUAGCCAAGGCGGUAGGAAUGGUCAGGGAGAGAUCGCACCAGGACAAGGUGGUAACGCUGCACUGGGAGGAGCUGUGAAGAUGUCUGGCGAAUCCUUUUCAAUACUCAUGAUUGGCAUGUUGGGAGCGGUCGUAGUGAUGUGCACAUCUGUUAGUUGGUAG